CUGCAAUUUACGACCUUCUGAUCGGAGCAUGCAAAGGUCAAUGGCAACUACUAAAGAUAAAAUGGAAAAAACAAACCUGUGCAGUGUGUUGAAGGGAGUAGGAGACCUCCAAAUGGAGGAACGUCCACUGCCCACCCCCAAGCCCGGAGAGGUGCUCCUAGCCAUGCAGUCUGUCGGUAUCUGUGGCUCUGACGUUCACUACUGGGUCCAUGGGAGGAUCGGGGACUUUAUUGUGCGGGAGCCCAUGGUUAUGGGACACGAAUCAAGUGGCAGGGUACUUGCCGUAGGAGAUGGUGUCACCAACCUCAAACAAGGGGACCGAGUGGCAAUAGAGCCUGGGGUUCCAUGCCGAUUAUGCACGUUCUGUAAGACAGGUCGCUACAACCUGUGUCUGGAUAUGAGGUUCUGUGCCACGCCUCCUGUCGAUGGGUCACUGGCCAGAUACUACACACACGCAGCUGACUUCUGUUACAAACUUCCAGAUAACGUGUCCUAUGAUGAGGGGGCACUACUGGAGCCGCUGAGUGUGGGUGUCCAUGCGUGUCAGCGUGCCGGUGUGAGACUCGGGAGUCGUGUGCUUGUGUGUGGAGCGGGGCCUAUAGGACUGGUCUGUAUGCUCACGGCCAAAGCCUCAGGGGCCUCCGAAGUUAUCAUCACUGAUAUUGAUGAGCACCGUCUAUCUGUUGCCAAGGCGAUGGGGGCCACCCAUACUGUAAAGGUGAACACUAAAGACGGUCGAGUCCUAGCCAACGAGAUACGGACCACCCUCGGAUGUUCCCCUGACCAAACUCUGGAGUGCUCUGGAGUUGAGUCCAGCAUCGCAACAGCCAUCUAUGCAACAAAGUCUGGAGGGGUUGUUGUGCUGAUUGGCCUGGGAGCACCGGAAGUCAAAAUACCCAUAGUGGAUGCCUCCGUCAGAGAAGUUGACAUUCGUGGCAUCUUCAGAUAUGCAAACUGCUACCCUACUGCCCUGGAGAUGGUAGCGUCAGGGCAAGUUAACGUGAAGCCUCUCAUCACACAUAACUAUCAGCUGGAACAGUCAGUGGACGCCUUCGCCAGAGCCAAGAGCGGAGAGGGUGGAGCUAUUAAGGUGAUGAUCCACUGUGGACAGGCCUGAACAAGAACGUAUUGAAUGUUAGUCACACAUUAGUUUUCUUUUCUGUCAUGUUAUUUGAAGCAAUGUGUAUGUUUUUAGGACGGGUAUCUAGUUGGUAUGUAAUAUAGAGUGAAAUAUGUAUGUUUUUGCUACGUAUUGAUAGCUCAACAAUAACUAUUAUUGAAAGAUUGAAACGUAUCAUUGAAUAUUCUUUUAAUGGUAAAA
Halichondria panicea is the source of this 1321-nucleotide messenger RNA. RefSeq names its product sorbitol dehydrogenase-like. Gene Ontology annotation, molecular function: zinc ion binding; L-iditol 2-dehydrogenase (NAD+) activity. The transcript is spliced from 9 exons. The record is from RefSeq and is a predicted model, not a curated record. Lineage: Eukaryota; Metazoa; Porifera; Demospongiae; Suberitida; Halichondriidae. Bases 29 to 1117 code for a protein of 362 amino acids. Gene Ontology annotation, biological process: D-sorbitol catabolic process.